Messenger RNA from Entelurus aequoreus (snake pipefish), 6217 nucleotides. RefSeq lists its product as uncharacterized. The record is from RefSeq and is a predicted model, not a curated record. Lineage: Eukaryota; Metazoa; Chordata; Actinopteri; Syngnathiformes; Syngnathidae. Bases 161 to 6217 code for a protein of 2018 amino acids. Gene Ontology annotation, biological process: DNA integration; proteolysis. The transcript is spliced from 11 exons. Gene Ontology annotation, molecular function: zinc ion binding; nucleic acid binding; aspartic-type endopeptidase activity.
GCCGAGGAAAAACACAGAGGAGAGACGCAGUUCGCAGCAGUGAAGCAGAACGGAGGACGGCAGUGUGUGUCGGCGGCUGCAGAGGAGCAGCUUGAAGAGGAAAUAAAAAAGGCACCCGGAGCUACAGAAGAGCUGCGUGGAGAGGGAGCCUCAAGCUAGGAUGGCUACAUAUGGGACUGUCGGUGAAUUUGUGGAGGGACACGAGGACUGGACGGAGUAUGAAGAAAGGUUGGGACACUUUUUCUCUGCUAAUGGGAUUACAGAAGAGGAUAAAAAGCGCUCUAUUCUCCUGAGUGCGUGUGGAGCAAAGACUUAUAAGUUGAUAAGGAACUUGGCCACACCGCGGAAACCGGGAGAGAUCCCAUAUGAUGAUCUUGUCACGCUCGUGGGAAACCACCACAAUCCAAAACCUUCUGUGAUAGUCCAAAGAUUCAAGUUUCACAGCUACUUCAGGAGGCAAGGUCAGUCUGUGGCUAACUUUGUAGCCGAGUUACGGCAGCUGUCAGAACAUUGUGAUUUCGGGGCAGUGUUAGAUGAUAUGCUACGUGACAGAUUAGUGUGCGGCAUUAAUAAUGACGCCACACAACGCCGCCUGCUGGGGGAAACUCCACCACUGACGUUCAAGAAAGCUCUGGAAAUCUCCCAAGGCAUGGAGAUGGCUGCUAAUAAUGCCAAGGAUAUCCAGAAAGGACAUGGAGGAGCACAAACAGCAGCAGUGCACCAUGUCAGGAGAGAGACUGGUAAGCAUGAAAGAAAAGUGGAGUGUUUUCGUUGUGGAGGGGGACACUAUGCAAAUGACUGUAAAUUUAAAGACGUUGUUUGUCAUGCUUGUAACAAAAAGGGACAUUUAGCCAAAAAGUGCAGAAGCUCAAAGGGGAAGGGCAAGCCGGGGCUGGGAAAAAUGCAGCAGGCUCAGGCAGCCACACAUCACCUAGAUGAAGAAGAUAAAGAGGCUGUGUGUUCUUUUAACAUGUUUGGUGUGGAAACGGAUGAAGAACCACCUGAGCCUUACUAUGCAACAGUCACUGUAGGAGGGCAGGACAUUAAGUUUGAGAUUGAUUCAGGAGCUACAGCCUCCGUUAUCAGUGAAGACACUUACAGGAGGACGUGGGGGUUUAACCAGCCUCCCAUCCGCCCAUCAAAGCUCAAACUUAGGACCUAUACAGGGCAGCCCAUUCCUCAUUUGGGAGUGGUUUAUGUGGACAUUUUAGCAGAGGGUCAAAAAGCUAAAGGCAGGCUGGUGAUCGCUAAAGGCAGAGGGCCCAGUCUUUUGGGCCGCGAUGUGCUUAGAAAAAUCCGACUCAACUGGCAUGAAAUAAAAUAUGCAAGCACAACAGAGGUCACUCUGCAGCGAUACAGUGAUGUGUUCAAGGAUGAGCUGGGAACACUUAAGGGCAUGACAGUAAAGCUCCAUGUUGACCCUGAAGCCACACCUAGGUUUUUCAAGCCCAGAGCAGUGCCCUAUGCCAUGAAAGGCAAAGUUGAAGAGGAACUGGAACGAUUACAGAAGCUGGGCAUCAUCAAGCCCGUCCAGUUUUCAAGGUGGGCAGCACCCAUUGUUCCAGUGUUAAAGGAGGACAAAACUGCACGGAUAUGCGGGGACUACAAAGUCACAGUGAAUCAGGUCUCUAAGCUGGAGGAGUAUCCAUUGCCACGCAUAGACGACCUGUUUGCGACCCUGGCAGGGGGUAAGCUGUUCACAAAGCUGGACAUGAGCCAGGCCUACCAACAGCUACUGCUCGACGAGGAUUCAAAAGAGUACGUCACGAUCAACACACACAAAGGUUUAUUCAAAUACAAUCGCCUGGUGUUUGGAGUGGCAUCCAGUCCUGCCAUUUUCCAAAGAACAAUGGACACUCUGCUGCAGGGGAUUCCGCAUGUAGCAGUGUACUUAGAUGAUAUUUUGGUCACAGGGGCCACGGAGGUGGAGCAUCUGGCUAACUUGGAAGAGGUGCUGAAGAGACUCUCAGAAGCAGGGCUGCGAUUAAAGCGCAGCAAAUGUGUGUUUCUAGCACCAAGUGUGACCUAUCUGGGACAUAGGAUCACAGCACAGGGACUCUGCCCAGUGGAAGACAAAGUGAGAGCUAUUAAGGAAGCUCCAAACCCCAAAUGCAUCACUGAACUCAGAUCGUUCUUAGGCAUGGUGAACUAUUAUGGCAAGUUUCUGCCCGACCUCUCAAAAGUUUUGGCCCCACUGUACAAGUUGCUUCACAAUGACACAAAAUGGCAGUGGUGUGAGGAGCAGGAGGCAGCUUUCAAGGAAGUGAAAGAGCUCCUCCAUUCAGCAACGCUCCUGGUUCACUAUGACCCGGAUAAACAGAUAACACUUUCAUGCGACGCCUCGCCCUAUGGAGUCGGGGCAGUUCUUUCGCAUGUAAUGGAGGACGGAUCAGAGAAGCCGGUUGGCUUUGCUUCACGUACCCUGACAAAAGCGGAGCAGGGAUACUCACAGCUAGACAAAGAAGGUCUGGCCAUCGUGUUCGCUGUCAAGCGCUUUCAUCAGUAUCUCUAUGGUCGCGCAUUCAAGAUCUACACAGACCAUAAGCCACUGAUGAGCCUGUUCAGUGAGACCAAAUGUAUCCCACCGCUGGCCUCAGCCAGGAUACAACGUUGGGCGCUCACACUGUCAGCCUACCAGUACGCCAUAGAGUACAGAGCAGGUAAGGAUAACGCAAAUGCCGAUGCACUGAGUCGGCUGCCUUUACCUGACACGCCUGCUGUUACUUAUGUGCCUCCAGAGACUGUUUUCUCACUGGAAAAGCUGGAAGAGACACCUGUGAAAGCAUCCCGGAUCAAACAGUGGACAGAGAGGGACCCAGUCAUGUCCCAAGUAAAAACUUUCCUUUUACAAGGCUGGCCCAGUGUGAUAGAAGGAGAGGAGUUGAGGCCUUAUACUAAACGUAAAACUGAACUGAGUCUGCAAGAUGGCUGCAUCUUUUGGGGUGCGAGGGUCAUUGUACCUCCCCCAGGCCGUUCACAGAUUGUGGAGGAAAUACAUGAGACUCAUCCAGGUGCAUCGCGGAUGAAAAGCCUCGCAAGAUCCUAUGUCUGGUGGCCAGGACUGGAUAAGGAUCUGGAGGACAAAGUGAAAGGAUGCACGCAGUGUCAGAUUAAUCAGAACAUGCCUCCACCUGCUCCUUUGCACCCAUGGGAGUGGCCAGACCGUCCCUGGUCUAGGCUACAUAUGGACUUUGCGGGCCCUUUUAAGGGGCAGAUGUUUCUCCUAUUGGUGGAUGCGCAUUCUAAAUGGAUUGAGGCCCACAUCAUGAGCAACAUCACAGCCCCCACAACCAUCGACAAACUCAGGCAAGUGUUUGCAGUACACGGCUUGCCUGACACACUAGUCACUGAUAAUGGUCCGACUUUCACCAGCGAGUUGUUCAGUGAGUUCAUGCAACAGAACGGCAUUCAUCACAUAAGAACAGCUCCUUUCCACCCAGCCUCAAAUGGACUGGCGGAGCGGGCUGUUCAGACAGUGAAGGAGGGCCUGAAGCGAAUGACAGGUGACUCACUCAGCACUCAGCUUUCACGAUUCCUGUUUAAAUACCGCCUCACGCCACAGACUACAACGGGGCGCACGCCAGCAGAGAUGCUGAUGGGGCGUCGGCCCAAGUCAAGACUGGACCUGCUGCGUCCGGACAUGAAGGCAAAAGUGCAGGGAAAGCAGGAAAAACAGAAAGAAAGACAUGAUCAACAUGCACGUGAGAGACAGUUGAAACCAGAUGACUGUGUCUAUGUGAGAAACUUCAGCAGCAACAACAACCAGCAGUGGCUACCUGGGAUUAUUCUCAAGAGGAGUGGGCCAGUUUCCUACGUUGUUAAGCUGACUGAUGGACGUAUCUUCCGCAGACAUCAGGACCAUGUGCGCCUGCGGCAGGAUACAGGCUCAGAGACAGACAGUUCCACUGAGUUUCCAGGGGCUGGACCAACAGCAGUAGGGGUGGGUUCGCCAGAGUCUGAGACAAGGACAGAGGCUUCUGUUUCCUCUGGAGAGGAUGGACACUCUCACACUGACAUCCAGACCUCUCCCAGUCUCCCUACACCAGAGCCACCGAAGUCACCCACACCAGCGGUGUCUGCUGGGUCACCAGAGGUAGUGCGAAGAAUUCUGGCUUGGAGCACACCCUGCAUGGCCAACUGUCUUGGUUCAGUCUCUCCUCCGGUCCACCACUCCACUACCACGACUCCCCAGGCCGAUCUAUCCCUGGUUCCAGCUUGCUACCAUGACUUAGCCGAGGUCUUCAGCAAAGUACGUGCCCUGGGACUACCCCCUCAUAGACCCUAUGACUGUGCCAUUGAAGAAAGAAGCUAUGAGGAACUACAUCACAUCAUUACACCAUCCAAGUCUCCACUGGUGGCGGGAUUCUUUUUCAUGGCCAAGAAGGACGGAUCCCUUCGUCCCUGCAUUGACUACCGUCACCUUAACAACAUCACCAUUAAGAAUAAGUACCCUCUUCCACUACUCAACUCGUCUUUUGAGCCUUUGGCACCUGCAACCAUAUUCACCAAACUGGAUCUCUGUAACGCCUAUCACCUGGUACGGAUCAGAGAGGGAGACGAGUGGAAGACGGCCUUCAACACUCAUAUGGGGCAUUACGAGUACCGGGUGAUGCCUUUUGGACUCACCAACGCACCUGCUGUUUUCCAAACUCUUGUCAACGACAUCCUCCGGGACAUGCUGGAUCAAUUUGUGGUAGUAUACCUGGAUGAUAUUCUAAUUUUCUCCCGUAACAUCUCUGAUCACCAGAAACAUGUCCGACUUGUCCUGCAACGUCUAUUGGAAAACUGUCAAUUUGUGAAAGCAGAAAAGUGCUGCUUCCACUCUUCUUCGGUGGAGUUCCUGGGAUUCGUGGUCGAAAGGGGUCACAUAAGGCCAGACACGAAGAAGGUGGAGGCCGUGGUAAAGUGGCCGCAACCUACUACUAGGACGCGCCUGACCCCGGUCGAACAGAACUACGAUGCUGGGAACAGAGAAUUAUUGGCGGUCCAUGAGGCCCUGGGGGAAUGGAGACACUGGUUGGAAGGAGCUAGACACCAGUUUCAGAUUCUGACGGACCACAGCAACCUUCUGCACAUCCGAGCUGCCAAGAGAAUCAACAACCGCCAGACAAGACCAGGGUCCAAGAACACUGAGGCUGACGCACUGUCCCAGUUAUUCCUGAAAGAACCCACCGGUCCGGCAGUGGCGGAACCCAUCCUUCCUUCCACUCACAUCGUAGGGAUGGACCGGGAGGUGGACCUCCCAACAAACUGUUCGUCCAUCGGGAGCUACGACCCAGGGUCCUGGAUUGGGGACACUCCAGACUGUUCUCAUGCCAUCCUGGUUUUCAACGAUCACUAUCACUGCUACGAAGACGUUUUUGCAAGAUGUCACACAGGCCUCCUGCUGGUCUUCUUCACCCUCUCUCCAUUCCUGCCCGUCCUUGGUCGCACAUCGCCCUGGAUUUUGUCACGGGAUUUCCAGCCUCCAAAGCAACAUGGUAUUCCGGUGAAUAUCGUUUCUGACCGAGGACCUCAGUUUAUGUCGCAAAUAUGUAGAGCCUUCUACAAGGGAAUCGGAGCCUCGGUCAGCCUCACAUCGGGAUACCAUUCCCAGAGCAACGGGCAGGCUGAGAGGGCGAAUCAAAGCUUGGAGGCCAUGCUCCGAUGUGUCGCCAGUCACCAACCCACGUCCUGGAGCAAGUUUCUGCCAUGGAACUGGAGAUCGCUGUACCCUCAACUAGAGCUCAUAUUAGACGUGUCAGAGGGUGUGGAGAGCCGCUCGUGCAGCUUUGGAAAGAGCAUCCGAGAAAAUGUGUCGCAAUCUAACCGUCAUCGCAUUCCAGCCCCGUCCUAUAAACCAGGACAACAAGUGAUGCUUCUCACUAAGGACCUCAGUCUCCAGUUGUCCAUGUUUCCCAAAAUUAAACCGGUAGGGGAGAGCGCUCUGUCCCCUCCUGUCCCUGCCCCCCCACCCUCUAGGUUCUUGCCUAAUGGAGAUCAGGUUUGGAUGGUCAAGGAAAUCCUCAGGGUCCGUCGACAAGCAACUGGAGCUGUUGGCGCCUCUGCUGACAGCGCGCUCAGACACGCCCCUGCUUGUGCUGAGCGCAGCACGCCCACGCAGCAACAAGCCUGCAGACAUUCAAUAAUCAACACACCUGGACUUGAAGAAGGGGGGCGGCAUAAAGACCAGCGGACCCGAGGAACCUUUGCCAGAACGUCGGUAACCUUCCCGUAA